Messenger RNA from Diabrotica balteata, 509 nucleotides. NCBI's taxonomy places the organism in Eukaryota, Metazoa, Arthropoda, Insecta, Coleoptera, Chrysomelidae. The record is from the annotation of a GenBank genome assembly.
AAACAAUUAUAGUUUGGAUCAUUGCUGAUAGUGCAGCUGAGUUAUAUGAGAAAUUUAAUCCGUACUUAAACAAAACAUCCUUGUACAGAAAAAACUCCUUUGAAGUGUAUUUGCCAUUUGAUACUUCAUUAGACGGUCAUGUCUGGUUAAGUAUUUUUCCUGUCAUUCCUAGAACUUUACUACUGCAAAUGUUUAUAACCAUUGAUACCGCUUUAACUGGUUCUCUUAUUCAUUUAAUUAGCCAAACAAUGAUUGUAAAUGAAGCAUUCAAAUACGUAGAUAAAGAUAUUGAUGAAAAUCAAACAAUAAGAAAUAUUUUCCUUAUUAAAGAAAUUCGAUUAGUUAAAUGUGUAAACGAAUUGCAAAGGAUAUACAGAGGAUUUGAAAUAUUAGAAGAAAUGUGCUCGUGGCAAAUUUUAAUACAGUGUGGAUUGGCCACGUUGUUAUUGUGUUGUUUAACUUAUAUCAUACCUCUGGUAAGUACAAGUCUGAAAAACGCUAACUUUUAG